UAUAUAAUAUGAUAUGCAUGAGCACACAAUACUUGAAAAACUUCAACCUUCUUUAAUUACUCUAAACAUGAUAUCACAAAAAAUGAUGGAGAUUAACAGAUUCAUCAAACUAUUGAGUGUGCUGAUGUUUGCACUUUCACUGUGCAUGAAGCUUACUUCAGUAUCUGCUACUGAAGUUAGGUGCAUAGAGAGGGAAAGACAAACCCUUCUCAAGUUUAAGCAUGACUUUGUUGAUGAGUACGGCCUUCUCUCAUCCUGGGGAAGUGAAGAAGUUCAAAAAGAAUGUUGCAAAUGGGAGGGCGUCUUGUGUAGCAACAGAACUGGUCAUGUAAUUUUUCUUCAUCUGGAUGCAUCUCUGCCGUUUGGUCGUCUUCAUUUGAAGGCUAAGCUGAGCCCCUCGCUGCUUGAGUUGCAAUAUUUGAAUUAUUUGGACCUGAGUCAUAUUGACUUUGGAGGAAGUGAAAUACCAAAAUUCUUUGGUUCCUUCAUGAAAUUAAGGUACUUGAGACUUAUAGACUCAAAUUUGACGGGUGAAGUUCCUUGUGAACUUGGGAACCUUAGAAACCUGCAUACUCUUAAUCUUGGUUAUAACGAUUUGAGAAUCAAUAACCUUGAGUGUCUUUCUCAUCUUUCCUCGUUAUCAUAUCUUGGCUUGACUGGUGUUAACUUUGUUAAUCAAACCAGCUGGUUGCACUACAUAACAAGGUUCCCUUUUCUUAAGGAACUGGACUUGAGAGACUGUCAACUUCCCUCCACUGUUUCUUCCUUUGAUAUCUUUACUAAUUCCUCUUUAUCCUAUCUCUCUAUCCUCGAUCUAUCCAGCAAUGAUCUCACUUCCUCUUUCACAUUCCACUGGUUGUUUAACAUUAGUGCAAGUCUUACAAAAAUAGACCUUUCCUACAAUCAAUUAGAGGGUCCUAUUCCUGAUGGCUUUGGGGAAUUGAUUUUUCUUGAGGAGCUUGCGUUGAAGAACAACAAGUUCCACGGUGGGAUUCCAAAGUCUUUUGGGAAUUUAAGUCAUUUAUAUUCAUUAGAUAUAUCGUACAAUGAAUUAAAUGGUCCUUUGCCAGAUAACAAGAAGUUGAAUGAAUUUCACCCACGAGGCCUUGGGCUACCUUCAAGUCUUCAACGAUUAGACUUAUCUUCCAAUAAAUUUAAAAGGCUGCCUGAAGGUAUUGAGAAACUAUCCGAGCUCAGAGUUUUAGUGAUGGCUUCAAAUUUGUUGGAUGAUACAAUCACCGAAUCGUACCUCUCAAACCUUUCCAACUUAACUUUCCUCGAUUUAUCCUUUAAUUCUUUGGUUUUCAACUUGAGCUCAGAUUGGAUUCCUCCUUUUCAAAUGCAAGAAAUGCAGCUGAGCCGUAACCAUCUGGGGCCUCAUUUUCCAAAUUGGAUUCGAACGCAGAAUUCUCUUGGACAGCUUGAUAUCUCCUUUGCUGGUAUAUCGGAUGUAUUACCUGAUUGGCUGUGGAAUAUGCCUUCUUUAAAAUACUUAGUUCUUUCUCAUAACAAUAUUCGGGGUCAAAUUCCUAAUUUGCCCUCAAACUUGGUUCCACUUGGAACUGUAGAUUUAAGUUAUAAUAACCUUUCAGGUCCCAUUCCAUUAUUUCUUUUUCACUAUAGAAAUUUACAGCUUUCCAAUAACAUGUUUUCGGGAUCCAUUCUUCACUUAUGCACAAUUCCCAAGGGCAUAUCCAUGCUUGAUCUCUCGUAUAACCAAUUGGCAGGAGAGCUUCCUAAUUGCUGGAUGAACAUAAGUGAUCAUUUAAUCAUUCUGGAUUUGGCAAAUAAUAAUUUCGCAGGUAAAAUUCCCCUCACUUUGGGCACUUUGGAUCAGCUCCUGGUAUUACACUUGCGCAAGAAUAAUUUCGUUGGUGAAUUGCCUUCAACUAUGAGGAAUUUCUCGAGGCUGAUAAUGCUUGAUGUGGGAGAUAACAAGUUAACAGGUAAUGUUCCAGCAUGGAUAGGAACACACUUGACAAGUUUGAAAUUUCUUAUCCUUCGGUUUAAUGAAUUUGAUGGAAUCAUGCCUUCAACAAUUUGCCACCUUAACAAUAUUCAUCUCUUGGACCUUGCUAGAAACAAUAUUUCAGGAAGAAUAUCACGAUGUUUAAACAAUUUUACAGAUUUGGUUCAGAAGAACAGUUCAUCAAUUAAAGACACUGGUUCUUUGGAAUUUAAUUUCUUUUACGCACCUGAUGAUUUUUAUCUUGACAAUACUUUUGUUCAAUGGAAAGGGCAAGAUUUAGAAUUCCGAAAACUUCUACGACAUUUGAAAGGCAUUGAUCUAUCUAGUAAUAAGUUAGUGGGAACCAUUCCUCAAGAGUUUGCUGCUUUAAAAGGUUUAGUUUUCUUGAACUUAUCUAGAAAUCAUUUGACGGGAAAUAUUAUUUCAAACAUCGGUAAAAUGGAGACGUUGGAAUGGCUCGACUUGUCUAGAAACCAACUUUCAGGGGAGAUACCAAACAGCCUUGCAGAUCUAAAUUUUCUCGGCGUUCUAAACUUAUCAUACAAUAAUUUGAGGGGAAAGAUUCCUUCAGGCACUCAACUACAAAGUUUCAACUCCUCUGUGUAUGCUGGGAAUAUCCAACUCUGUGGGAAGCCUCUGGCAGAGUGUCCAGGAGAUAUUUCUAACGGUUCUACUACUGAUCAAGAAGAGGGGAAUAGUUUUGAAGAAGAUGAUGGGUUUAUAACGCUUGGUUUUUACAUCUGCAUGGCAUUUGGUUUCAUUAUUGGAUUCUGGACAGUUAUUACAACUCUAGUCCUCAAGCAUUCAUGGAGACAUUCCUACUUCAACUGGUGGAACAAUGUUGGGAACUGGAUGUACGUGACAACAACAGUCUAUUUGAGAAGAUUGAAGAGAAAAUUUCUGGCGUGAAGGAGCCCCUUUUGGAAGAAAAGAAAGUGUCGACUAUCAUUCGAACAAGUUGCUAGCUGGAGAGGUGCUGGGACUACGGAUGGCAAUGUUUCUGCUCUAGUUUUUAAGUAUUUGUAAAAUAAUAUCAGUUUGCGAGUUCUCAAAUCUAUACAAAAAACUAGCUUUGUUGUGCUAACCAUGCAGGUAAAAAUGAAUUUAAUGUCUGUCAAGUAUAUGGCUUGAUUUAUUA
This is a messenger RNA of Olea europaea var. sylvestris, 3107 nucleotides long. Its product is annotated as LRR receptor-like serine/threonine-protein kinase FLS2. The record is from RefSeq and is a predicted model, not a curated record. Lineage: Eukaryota; Viridiplantae; Streptophyta; Magnoliopsida; Lamiales; Oleaceae. The transcript has 2 exons. The coding region runs from base 14 to 2878 and encodes 954 amino acids. Gene Ontology annotation, molecular function: protein binding.